This is a messenger RNA of Leucoraja erinaceus (little skate), 1944 nucleotides long. RefSeq names its product cleavage and polyadenylation specific factor 4 (gene cpsf4). Gene Ontology annotation, molecular function: zinc ion binding; RNA binding. The transcript has 8 exons. Lineage: Eukaryota; Metazoa; Chordata; Chondrichthyes; Rajiformes; Rajidae. Bases 62 to 880 code for a protein of 272 amino acids. The record is from RefSeq and is a predicted model, not a curated record.
GGUCUGGGGUCCCGGAGGCGGGGGCGGGAGCGGGGGCGGAGAGGAGCUGGUCGGCGCCAAGAUGCAGGAACUCAUCUCCAAUGUGGAGCAUAUCAGGUUCGAGCUGGAGAUGGCGGUGGAGCAGCAACUGGGCGCGCAGCCGCUGCCCUUCCCCGGCAUGGACAAGUCUGGUGCAGCAGUGUGCGAGUACUUUCUAAGGGCAUCAUGUGGGAAAGGUGGAAUGUGCCCGUUUCGCCACAUCAGUGGUGAGAAGACGGUCGUGUGUAAACACUGGCUGCGGGGGCUUUGCAAGAAAGGAGAUCAGUGUGAAUUCUUGCACGAGUACGACAUGACCAAGAUGCCAGAGUGCUAUUUCUAUUCCAAGUUUGGAGAAUGCAGUAACAAGGAAUGUCCAUUUCUGCAUAUCGAUCCCGAGUCCAAAAUCAAAGACUGUCCUUGGUAUGACCGAGGGUUUUGUAAACAUGGCCCUCUGUGCAGGCAUCGGCACACUCGGCGAGUCAUCUGUGUCAACUAUCUGGUAGGGUUCUGUCUCGAAGGCCCCUACUGUAAAUUCAUGCACCCUCGGUUUGAGCUACCAAUGGGUACCGGUGUUGAGCAGCCUCCACUGCAGCAACAGCAGCAGGUUCUACAGAAGCAGAACAUUAAUCAGUUUCUGCAGCGAUCCUCCUCCUUGGUGCAGAUUACCAGCACAAACACCAUUGUGGGGCCGCCGAAACCAAUGACGCAGCCUGGGGGAAUAGUGCCACAAUCGCAGUUUCAAUCCACAUCCAACCGAGGCCCCAGACCGUUGGAGCAAGUCACGUGCUACAAGUGCGGUGAAAAGGGGCAUUAUGCCAACCGAUGUACCAAAGGACACUUGGCAUUUCUUAGCGGUCAGUAAUGAAUUCACCGGUGAAAAGUACUUUGGGGGGGGAGUGGGGGGGCGGUACUCUACAAUUCAACUGGUGCCCCGGACGGAAUGGACAUUUUUUUUUCUCGGAUGGGGUACGGAAUUCAAAAGCUGAAUUUGCCUUGUUUGUUUUCGUCCUUCCUUGCACACUGUGAUACUUGCUACUGCUGAACCAGCCACCGGUUAUAACUGGGGAAGGACUUUUCUCUGAAGAAUUGAGUCACUGCAGAGAGCUCCUACCGCACCUCAGCCAUACGUUAUAAUCUCCAAAAACUGUCCAACGAAGCAGAUGGGCAGUGGAUUCAAGUGAAACUGGGAGAGUCAAAAAUACAAGUUCAGCAGAUCACUAGAAGAUACUAUACACUGUGAUAUUCCUAUCACAGUUUGUGCAUGUUUUUUUGUUUCUUUAAAUACCAGUUUUGAAGGUAGUUUUGAGGCUUCUUUCCCCCCCCCCCCCGUCAGGAAUCUGAUCUGGGAUUUUCUUCAAAUUAGAAAGCUUUGUUAGUAUGUCACACAGCCCGUGACACGUCAACAUGGGAUUCAGAUUGAGUUUAGUGCAGAACCGGCAGCUAUUCAUGUCUUUCACAUUGGCUCCGCUCUUGUCCCUGGGCAGAACCGUCGGACGUUGAGAUGUCCUGAUGAGAUGCCUGGCCUGUGGGGGUGGUGGGGCAGCAGAACAUUUGGUCAUUCAUUGUGCCUGCCAUGGGUGGACUCCAAGCACUGGUUGUAAAGUGCAGAGCUCUAACACUCUUCCACUCGGACAAACUCCCCUCGCAUCAAUUACACACAAAUCAGAAGAACAUUCUGGCCUUGUAUAAAUAAUGCAAAUAGCUGUUGAAAUUGUGGAUUGUGGAUUACUUUUUGUCACAUCGGGUUAUUUUGUCAGGGUGCCCUAUUAAUUUGCCUAUAUGCUAUCACAUCUUAUAGGAAUAAAAGUUUUUAGUUUUGUGGCUAAAAAAAUGCAGUAAGAGUUGCUGAAAUCUUAAAACUACAAAUACCAUAUGACUGUAAAGGGUUCAUUUUUAUCCAAUUUAAUAAAUAUUUUUUAACAAACA